UCAACUAGACAUGUCCUGGAUAAGUACUUCAAAGUAUCAAAGAACCUGUCUGUCUGUGUACUAACUCCAUGGAGACAAAUCAGACUGGUCUGCUUCAUAAAAAAGAGUCCCUUCUCUCUUCUCUUUUCAGUGGGGUUACAGAGAGAGAGGGCCGAAAAAAAAAAAAAAAAAAAAAACAGUGAGUAGUGAGUGAAAAAUGUAGCAGGGUAAUACUGUGCUGUUUAUAUAAUGCAGAUUCCAGGCCAUGAGGGGAGUUCCUCUAUAGUUCAGUGAUGGCUCAGCAGGAUAAUAUUCUGAUUACAAUGAUCUAGAUGCCAAUUACAUUCAGUGCUGCAGAACUCCACAGCAUUCCUCAUAAACCAGGGCUUUGUCUCUAGGUAUGGCUGUCGUCAACAACAUUUAACUGGCUUUUAUUUUCCUACUGUGUGAACAGACACAUUCAUUUCUGCAGGCUGCUGGAACAGUAAGCAGUUUAGCAGUUGAAAACAUCACAUCUUAAUACUGAGAUGUUCAUCACUGUGAUAUUUGGUGAGGGAAGAGAGGAGAUACUGAACCUAAACUGCAAGGUUAUAAACUUCAUCCACUGUAUAAAAGAAAAAUGCAAUCUGGAUCCCCAAGAGACUGUGGACUUGAUGGACAGGACGGGAGAGCUGGUGAACUUGUCCGAGAGAGCGCAGAGCACAGACCUCAUCAGCAGUUUGCUGAAGGAGAGAGAGAGCUAUAUUCCAUUACGUGUAUCACGAGGUGAAGGGAGUGAAGGUCCAAAGUAUACUGCAGUAAAUGACUUUGGGACAAGUUACCCUGAGCUAGCAGAGAUUCUAAGAAAACUGUCAAAUCCUUCAAAGGAGAGGGACAAAAGGGGUGGGGCAUCUAAAAGGGGAGGAGUCAGUCAACACCGCAUCAAAGCUGCUAUCAACUUUAAGAAAGCCAUCACAACACCUCGGAGCUGAAAACACUCUCUUACUAUUUCCUUGUGUUCUUUAACAAUGUUAUAAAUAUUUUAUUUAUAGGUUUUA
This is a messenger RNA of Carassius carassius (crucian carp), 1016 nucleotides long. RefSeq lists its product as uncharacterized. The record is from RefSeq and is a predicted model, not a curated record. Bases 507 to 950 code for a protein of 147 amino acids. NCBI's taxonomy places the organism in Eukaryota, Metazoa, Chordata, Actinopteri, Cypriniformes, Cyprinidae. The transcript has 5 exons.